Malaya genurostris is the source of this 3994-nucleotide messenger RNA. RefSeq lists its product as uncharacterized. The record is from RefSeq and is a predicted model, not a curated record. Bases 131 to 3826 code for a protein of 1231 amino acids. The transcript is spliced from 5 exons. NCBI's taxonomy places the organism in Eukaryota, Metazoa, Arthropoda, Insecta, Diptera, Culicidae.
CUUGCGCUGCAGCAACUGUCGCGCGAUUUCCAACGGAAUUUACCGUAGCUUUAUUCUUAUGUUGUGUCAUUGAUGAAAUUUAUUUAUUCUACAAAUAAUCUUUGUGAAGUGAUUCUAGAAAACAGUGAAAAUGGCUAAUUUCAAUAGAAAUAGUCGUGUCUCAGACCAAAUUAUGGAUUACUAUUUACGAUACGGUCAGAACCGAGAUUUGGAGAAAUUUCUUCGUUUGCGGUCUAGCACUACGCGUUCCUCUAGUGAUGGUAGUCUUCCGGCCUUGGAUGAGCUGGAUCGAAGAGAACAGAUUGCGGAGAAACUGGGCAGAUCAUUGGAAAAUUUAUCAGUGCUCGAAACACAAGAAAAGCGGAAAACACUAUCUCAUGAACGGCUUAACGAAGCCGGAGCUAGUAAAAAUUUAGAGGAAAAGGACACUUCGGAAACGGAGAAGUCCAAAUUGUCUCCCAAGCAACAGCAGCCAAAACCAUCCUCAGCGGAAAUUGUGGUAAAAGAAACAAAGAAUGAGAAAAAAUCUGGUCGAAAUUUUAAUUUCAAUUUAGAAUCGGUAAUAGAAAUAAAAUUACCUCCUGUGCCAGUUGUUCAGCAACCGAUUAUUAUAUCACCAACCCAAAUUGGUCAAGUGUCCUUGCCAGUUCCGGUUGUGCAUGAAAUUAGCUCGACUGGAACACAAACCGUUUCAGCCGCUCGAUCUACAACAGAGCAGCAAACCGAAGAACCUAUUCGCCCGAUCCUAAAGCCAAACACAGUAGCAGCUUUAAAUGCAGAAGAAGUAAUCGACACAACUCGGGACAUUUCUCCUGUGAGCAGUAUCGCAUCGAACAAACAGAAACUGGAGUGGGAUUCUCUGGGAGAUAUCGGAUAUGAUUCAAAUGAAAAAUUUUAUUUUUGUGGAGCCGCAGAUUUAAAUGAAACGGAAAAGCGGUGUUUGCAAAAAUAUUUUGCUAAAAAAGGUUUAAACUUAGAUGAGAAGGUCGUUGUGGUGAAAAAUGUUCAAAAACAGGAAUCGAAACAAAAAGAUGCAAGUAAAGAGAAAUUAAAAGCUGACGCCAAAUUGAAGUGGCAGGCAGUUUAUCAAAAGUACAAAGAUAAAUAUUCGAAUCAAUCUGAAAUUUCGAUGAAUCUUAUGAAUCCGGAAGCUCAGAGCACUCCAAAGGAAACAUCGCAACCGAAGGUUCCUCAAAAAUCCGGUAAAUCAACUCAAACCAGUCUAGUGAAAAUUUUCACCAAAUCAAUUCAGGCAGAGAAAAUCGACACAUCUGACAAACAAAUUGGUACAGAGUCGAUUCAAUCAGCCAGAUCUGUUGAAUUGAUCACAAACUCAACUAGUUCCGCAUUAGUGGCAAAUUCCGAGCAGGUCGAAGUGGCGGAAAGUUUCGAAUUCUAUUCAUCGCCACCGUCUCAAGUGAAUCCAUCUUCUGCUGAGUCCACUAUGAAAAGUUCACCGGAAAUAACUGUUUCUACUUCGUCGUCGUCAUCAUCGUCAUCAUCUACAGCUGCUUCCCGAAAACAGUUGUCCAAUAAAGAAAACAAACGAACUCCCUACAACUUCGAGGACGAACUACGGCUCGGCAUAACAUUGUAUAAUACGAUAUGUGAGUCGCGAAGUUUACCGGCUCGCGUGAAGCAAAGUUUGAUCGAUAAGAUCUUCAGCAAAAUGAUGAAGAAUGAUCCAAAGGGACGGAGUAAAGAGGAAUUGCUGUUGGAUUGUGGAAAAUUUAAACGGCCUUGUGAAACAGAAAAGAGUGACGCAGUUUUAAGUGGUGUAGAGGCGGUGGGGACCAGUGGAAGCUCAUCGAAGGUUGCUAGCAGCAACCGUGCCGAGGCAGCAGAGUCCAACGCCGAAAACACUUCCAACGAUGUCGAGGAAGUAAUUUCUCACGCGAGCAAAGAGGAAAUCGUUAAGAAUUUAGAAGAACUAAGUAGUAAAAGUAAUGAAGCGCCAAAUCCCGUUUCUAAAAAAAUCCCGAGAGACUACUCGGCAUCCUCAUCACAGGGAACUUUAUCGUCUCGUCAAGGAUCUAGCCAGACUGCCAAGCAAAUGCCUCGAACGAAUCUGGUAUCUGUCAACAAGUUGUCAUCUUCCGAGCGUCUUGCCAGUGACAAACGCAUUCGAAAAGCUAUGAAUGAAUAUCUCAAACCCAUGACUCAUUCCGAGGUGGAUUAUGAAAAUCAACAAGGCCUGAGGAAGAGUCUUAAACUUAUGGAAGCACACAGCAAAACUCCAAGUUCUACGACACACGAUGACAGAAUCUUUGAACUUUUCCAAAAGGAAAAACAAUCCCAAUUGUUAAAGUUAGACAAGAAGAUUGAACAUUUGCGAACAAUGAGACUGUUACUGCUAGAAGAUCAAAAGGCUGUGAAUGAAAUAGGUAAAGAGAACAGAACAAAACACCCAGUAGAACAAAAUGCGAAAAAAUCGGAUGAUUUUUCAGAAGAAAAAGAAAAUAUCUAUGCCAACACCAAUCAGAAAACUACGAGUGGUGGCAGUAUUCCUCUGUACACUUCGGUUCCCGCCGAUAGCACGAGUGAACGAUCUAGGGAUCAAACAGAAUACUCUUCAGCGACACGUUCGGAUUCGGCAUGGAACUCACACUAUCAUAUGAAGCAAAUUAUUCAAAACCGUUCAAAACUAGAAACUCCAACGUCCGACGAAAGCAUUGCUGCAUUCAUUAAAACACGAAAAGACAAGUUUAUUGAAAACUACGAACGUCACCGCAGACAAAUGUUUGAAGACCAGCAUCACGUCUAUACCAAACCGUACAGUGGCCGAGAGAGUAAACAAGAUCUCUGCGCUCGACAGGACGACAAAUAUAGUGUGCGGAAAAUGAUCAAACCGAUCGGGAAACGAAAUUUCCUCAGCAGCGACGUGUUCAUUUCUUCAGACUCGAUGUCAAUUCCAGCCGCAAAUACUCUCACAAACACCACCACACAUCAGUAUGACAUUAAAUCGACCGGAUCUAGCUCCGAUAACAUGGAUUCCGCUAAACCGGUUGCCACGCAGACCACCGGUUCGAUUCUCCGAACGAAACCGAUAUUUGAAACAAAGCCAGGACAAUCGACUGCUUCGGUACAAGUUCCUUCGGCUGCUGGUUGCCAGUGCGCUUGCAACUGCCCUUGUCGACAGAAGAAUUUUAUUCCACCACUUUCGAAUCGUACGGAAAUCGUAAAUGACCCACAAACCAAACAUGACAAACAGCAACAAACGAAACCGAAUUCAAUUGCUUAUGUAAUUACGUUUCAUGGGGACAAAAAUAAACGAAACUCAACACGGAGUGCGUCAGAAAAGGAUAGAGUUUAUCGCGACAAAUCAAGCGAGACUAGCGAGACGUCCGGUAGUUUGACUAGAAGUCUUCCAAGUGAAACCACCGAACCACGGAAUGGAGAACAACGAAAUGCUUUGACACUAAAAGAACAAUUCGAACGAAAUCGUCCGGGAACUCUAUCAAAGUUGAAAGAACGGCAGAAGUGUGUCAACGAGUUGAACAAGCUGCGUUUAGAACGAAACAAACAGAGGAAGAAAUUAUUACUGCUAACAUCGGAUGAUUCACUAAAAAGAUCCGGCGUUAAAAAACGAUUGCCGCCACCACCCCUAGCUCAGAGACGUAUUUUUUCAUCGAAAGCAAUACGUGAAAAUACUCGUCGUCAGGUGAAGAAGUUGCCGGAAGUUCUUCGCAAAAAGGAAAUCGAAAAGGAGAACAAUCUCAAGCGAAAGAAUCUCAUUUUGAGGGAUACAUUCAACCGGAAUCUUCAGCGCAAAGUUCUGCGUGGCCAAAUCGACCUUUCCAAUAGUGUUCGAGUUAUACAAGACUAACGGAUAAUGUUUUACUCCGAGCGAGAAGUGCCUUUCUUGUAAAAACGAUAUAUUUUAGUUUAAAUAACGUAAAAAAUGCUCUUAUAAUCAGCAUUACUACUUAAAUUGUAAUUUUAUUUAUUUGUUUUAUUUUUUUUAUUAUAAAACUGAGAACUGAGACGUUAUGUA